Messenger RNA from Melitaea cinxia (Glanville fritillary), 470 nucleotides. It is a transcript of the gene ghi, whose product is annotated as serine palmitoyltransferase small subunit A. Lineage: Eukaryota; Metazoa; Arthropoda; Insecta; Lepidoptera; Nymphalidae. The transcript has 2 exons. The record is from RefSeq and is a predicted model, not a curated record. The coding region runs from base 188 to 409 and encodes 73 amino acids.
ACCUUUGCUCAAAAGUCAAAACUAGUUUUGGGUGUUGUGGGUACAGAGUUGUGGGUGAUACAAACUUGAGGAAUUAAUUUACACCAGAAUACUAAAGGAGGUAAAUCAUUACAACAUCAACCUCGGACCAAAUCCAACACAUUCCAUUCCAACUUCUAGCCUUAGUGAAAAAAGCUAUAAUUUUACCAUGGAUUUAAUAAACAGAGUACGCAAAUUUGUAAGCCACUGGUAUAAGAGGUACUUGGUAUCUACAGAACUUUACAUGGUUGAACCUUGGGAAAGAGUGGUGAUUCAUGUUCUCCUAACAAUAUUCUUCGUGCUGUUUUGGUACUUCAACUACACAAUCAUCGUGAACGGAAUUUCAAAGCUGCGGGCUCCUGUCGAAGAUUUAGGAUUUACUUCGAAUUAAAUAAUAAUAUAAUAUAUUUAUUAUUGUUAAUAUGUCAAUAAUACAAUAUUGUUAAAUUAAA